Oryzias melastigma (Indian medaka) is the source of this 3532-nucleotide messenger RNA. RefSeq names its product glycogen synthase kinase 3 alpha b (gene gsk3ab). Gene Ontology annotation, biological process: protein phosphorylation; regulation of neuron projection development; extrinsic apoptotic signaling pathway in absence of ligand. Gene Ontology annotation, cellular component: nucleus; cytosol; axon. The coding region runs from base 16 to 1458 and encodes 480 amino acids. The transcript is spliced from 11 exons. The record is from RefSeq and is a predicted model, not a curated record. Gene Ontology annotation, molecular function: ATP binding; protein serine/threonine kinase activity. NCBI's taxonomy places the organism in Eukaryota, Metazoa, Chordata, Actinopteri, Beloniformes, Adrianichthyidae.
UAAACUCACUUUCCCAUGAACUCUUGCGUACUUUACGUCUUUGUGCGUCAACUCCCCAGUCCCCCCCACCAUCGCCGCUCUACAGAGGAAGAAAGGGGGAGACGGGAAACCUAUUCUGAACGCUUUCACACAAAUAUGAGCGGCAGCGGGCGGGCCAGGACCAGCUCAUUCGCUGAGCCUCCCGGAGCUCCCGGAUCUGCUGCAGCCGGUGCCGGAUCAUCAGUACCCGGCGGAAGCUUGACAGGAAAGACUGGGGCUUCACAAGCAGGUGGAAGCAGCUCUACGAGCUUUGGAAAUUUGAAAUUGCCUAGAGACAGUGGAAAAGUGACAACAGUGGUAGCCACACCCGGACAGGGCCCUGACCGCCCACAGGAAGUGUCCUACACCGACAUAAAGGUUAUAGGAAAUGGUUCCUUUGGAGUGGUGUACCAGGCACGCCUCAUUGACACGCAAGAGAUGGUGGCCAUUAAGAAAGUCCUCCAAGAUAAAAGAUUUAAGAAUAGAGAGCUGCAAAUUAUGAGGAAAUUGGACCACUGUAAUAUUGUGAGGCUACGCUAUUUCUUCUAUUCCAAUGGAGAGAAGAAGGACGAGGUUUACUUGAAUCUUGUGCUGGAUUUUGUCCCAGAGACCGUGUACAGGGUGGCCCGGCACUUCAAUAAGGCCAAGACCACGAUUCCCAUCAUCUAUGUUAAGGUGUAUAUGUACCAGCUGUUCCGCAGCCUGGCUUAUAUUCAUUCCCAGGGCGUGUGUCACAGAGACAUAAAGCCGCAGAACCUGCUGGUGGAUCCAGAGACGGCGAUUCUCAAGCUCUGUGACUUUGGCAGUGCGAAACAGCUAGUUCGAGGGGAGCCAAACGUGUCCUAUAUUUGCUCACGGUACUAUCGUGCCCCGGAGCUCAUUUUUGGCGCCACUGACUACACCUCCAACAUUGACAUCUGGUCAGCCGGGUGUGUGUUGGCGGAGCUGCUGCUAGGCCAGCCCAUCUUCCCCGGGGACAGCGGUGUGGACCAGCUCGUAGAAAUCAUAAAGGUUUUGGGGACUCCAACAAGGGAGCAGAUCCGGGAAAUGAAUCCUAACUACACAGAGUUCAAAUUCCCACAGAUCAAGGCGCAUCCAUGGACAAAGGUCUUUAAGCCUCGAACCCCACCAGAGGCCAUUGCCCUCUGCUCCCGCCUGCUGGAGUACACACCAGUAACCAGACUGUCUCCUCUGGAGGCAUGCGCGCACGCCUUCUUCGACGAGCUGCGCCAGCCUAACACUCGCUUGCCCAGCGGACGAGAACUGCCGCACCUCUUCAACUUCAGUUCUAUCGAGCUUUCUAUCCAGCCGCCGCUGAACUCCGUACUCAUUCCUCCUCACGCCCGUGCACAGACAUCACCUGCCUCACAUGAGGGCAGCGUGUCAGACAGUACCGCCCAGCCAGGCUCAGCUCCUGGAUCCAUCAACAAUAGCACCUGAGCACUAGUCCCUCUGUCAUGUCCUCUGUUGUCUUCACUGUCCUCUUUCUCUUCCCUCUGUUCCCCUCCCUCUCAGCCUCCUCCUCGGCUCCAAGCGUCCGAAACAGAAACACAAUCACGUAAACACGCAUAACUGCUACGUUGCCUAAAUGUUCACCACUUUCAACAGAAAGCAGCACCAGCAGCUGCUGGCCUCAGGAAGCUGUGGUUUGUUUUCAUCACAUUUUGGUAGCUGCACUUGGGAGUGUAACAUAAGCUGCACCUUUAAAUCUUCGUUGUCCCUCGUGUGGCGCUUUAGGAUAAAUAUUCUUUUCGCUGGUUGAGUAGGAUGCUGGGAAAUGUUGUACAUUCUUUGUGGAUAAUGUUUUUUGUGUCCUCAGAAACUGACUUUUAUUCCUAUUUAAGUUCCUUUUUAUUUGCUUUAAUUUUAUUUAUGGCCGCGGUGGCGUUGAAUUGAAUUGUGGCUGGCUGUGGAGAACUGAGGCCGCGUGAAAGGCCAGUCCAUAUUGACAAUCAUCCUUAGAAAACCCUCACUCGUGUUGUAGGUCAUGUAGGUGGCUGUUGCUUCCUGCCCAAAACUCUGCCCCAAAAGUGACAGUUCAUCACUGGAGAGCAGAUGGGAAAAGAUGUUUUAAUCUCGUUGUCUGAUACAAGACAGGACAGGCCUUUUAGAUGAGGUUUUAAAUUUUAUUGUAAAAAAUCACCACUGCUUGUUCAUUUUUUUUGUUUUUUUCUUGGCUCCAUAGUUGCCUUUUAUGUGAACGGGGGGAGCUUUAUAUAAGCAGAGUGCACACUUUUGUCCUAAUGUUAGUAGUUAAGCUGGAAACCCAGUGUUUCAUGUUUGAAGAGAGGAUUGCACAUCUCCAAACGGAGUGGAAGGAAGCAGGUGACGGUCCAGCUCGUGCACGGUUAGAUGCUGUCAGCUCGCGGGGGGAGGAGCCUCUGAUUAUGUCACUUUACAAUGUUGCAUUUCACAUCAUGUUCAAGAAUGACACUGUCUGCAGAGGAGCUUCUGCACACCUAAGUUAAUGUUGCAUCAACUGUGAAGUUUUCUUUGGUUGGGAGCGGAUUCUCCCGAUGCCCCUGUGAAUCCAGGCAGCUCCUCGUCUCAUCUUCUUCGGUUCGAUCGUACUUUUCCUGAAUGAUUCACCAACCGGCUGCUGUCGGCCCCGACUGAUAUCAGUUCUUCCAAAACGUAAUUGUGCAUAUUCAGAGAAAGCUGACGCCGCGAAUGUCGGUAACGAUUUGACCAGACAUUAUGCUGAAACACAACUGCUUUCGGAGCCUCCCCGCCCAUCCCAUUCUUCCUCAUCUUCAUCCCUCUGCCUCCUGCUUUCCUCUCUCCUCCUCCUUUUUUUCACAGCUAAACUGUAAAUAUCAAGUAUCUUAUUUUGUUAUUUUUAUUAUUAUUAUUAUAUUGUUGUCCUUGUAAUUUUCUUUGCUGUAGUAGACCGGCACCACAGUUGUUGGACUGUUAAUCCUCAGUCGCAGUCUGUAAAUAAGAUUUCAUUUCAGUCCCUCGUUCGGGGGGGCAAAGCAGAACAAAAUGUUUUCAUUUAAAUUCUCUCUCCCUUCAUUUCUCCCAUAAAGACGUACCCUUUCCCCCGUUUAUGUUUUCAUGUUUUAUUUAUUGUACUGUGUUUUUUGGGGGGGUUGGAAGGGAUCUUUUUCAUUAGGUUAGGUGUGUCACAUCUGCAGUACUGUACUCAGAUCCAGAUGUUUCAGUCAUAGCUGUGCAGAUGUUCAUCUCCUGGGACUUUACCUUUAAGCUUGAGGAGCGUUACAGACCUGUGGAUCUGUAGGGUCCUUGCUUUUGUGGGUUGGGGGGGGCAUUGGAUUUCAUUCACUCAAAGAUAAGCUUUUUUUCUCUCUGCAGGAAAUCUAUGUUUGUACAUAGAUUGAGGGUUUAUUAAACCUUCUUCAACUUUAAAUUAUUGUUUCUAAUCGCCUUUUUCUGAGUAAAUUGUCAUUGCUGAGAGCAUUAAAAUUUGAUAAGAGAUAAAGAUGGAGGGAUGGAGGGAGAGAGACAGUUUUUGUUUGUUGGUAUAAAUAAUUAAACUCAAUAAUAAAGCAAA